UAAAAUUCUCUUAACAAUCGUUUUUUUAGUUUCGAUUGUAAUAGCAAUAUACAUCACAGUGAUUUAAAAAUCAUCAUUGAAUAUAUUUCUACUCACCACUAGCUGAUUUUAAAUAAUACGUAGCAUCUCUCGUUAAUUAAAUCAUCGGAAAGAGUGUGUAUGUCAUAUGCAUACACAUUUUUCUAAAAAUCAUUCUUGCUGGUUAUAUAUGUACAUAUGUAUAUAAGUUCAUAAUUGCAUGGAGAUACCUAUUACGUAAUUAUGUGUAGAGUAAGCAUAUACAUAAAUAUAUACUCGUAUAAGUACUAAACAUUCAACACACUAAACUGAAAUGAUUACUUGUUAUUAAACAAUACGAAACAGUAAACAAUUAGUAAGCAUUCGAAAGCCUAACGGUGAAAUUGAAACAUUUUUUUUCUCAACAAAAAGCAAAAGCAAAAAUACAGGAAAGAUGAGAUUAGUGUGCUUAUUAAUGGUGCUAAUCAUAUAUAUAGGAAUUGAAGCUGCGAAUAUUCCUAUUAAUAUGGAUUCUGGUACUGUUAGUUUAAAGGAUACAAACUCAAACAGUCUAGACACAGCUUUAGUAGUAGCCGUACAACGAAACUGCUUCAUAAAUCAUCUCGGAAUGUGCAUAGAAACCAACACUAUAAUAAAUGCAAAAUAUUUGGAAUUUGAAAGCGACAACCCAACCACCGAGGAAAGUUCAUCAAGACAGAAAUCAAUACACGAAUCAUCCGCAAUUGAACUAAAUUGCCCUAAGGAUCAUCGCGGAAGGUGCAUAGAAACCAGCACUAUAAUAGAUAGAAAAUAUUUCGCCUCCGAGGAAAGUUCAUCCAACCGCGAUUAUGAUGAUUUGCUUUAUAAAAUAUUCUAUGGCUAAAGGAUCACCUCUGAAACUGAAUUGAAGUCAGCUAAACGGCAAAUACUACGAAAAGAAGAUCAUAAAGUUGAACUCCCAGAAAAGUGCAUGAGACCAAAAUACUGAUAUUUCCUCUUUAAAUGAUAUAUUAUUUUCUAUUAAUUGUGUAAAAAAAAUAAAACCAUUUUGCUGUAC
Molecule: messenger RNA, 1054 nt
Organism: Zeugodacus cucurbitae (melon fly)
Lineage: Eukaryota; Metazoa; Arthropoda; Insecta; Diptera; Tephritidae
Exons: 3
Coding region: 452-880 (142 amino acids)
Source: RefSeq, a predicted model, not a curated record